Messenger RNA from Vitis riparia (riverbank grape), 2214 nucleotides. RefSeq names its product proline-rich receptor-like protein kinase PERK4. The transcript has 8 exons. Gene Ontology annotation, biological process: protein phosphorylation. NCBI's taxonomy places the organism in Eukaryota, Viridiplantae, Streptophyta, Magnoliopsida, Vitales, Vitaceae. The record is from RefSeq and is a predicted model, not a curated record. The annotation marks the transcript as partial. Gene Ontology annotation, molecular function: ATP binding; protein kinase activity.
AUCCAGGCCAGAUACUCCUUCUCCAAUGGCUUCAGCCCCUGUAGGUGCUCCUCCGGAUUCUCCAUCAGCAUCACCACCACCACCUCCUUCCCCGGAUUCAUCAUCAUCAGCGUCUCCCCCACCACCAUCAUCACCGCCGCCGCCAGAUUCUUCGCCACCUCCCCCAUCUUCAUCCUCCCCGCCUCCUCCUUUAGCAUCGCCACCGCCAUCGCCACCUCCACCCGGCGCUCCACCCCCGAAGAACUCAUCUCCACCACCCCUCCGCAAAAUUCAAAGUCCCCACCCCCUCCUCCACCCUCCAACAACACCUCCGGACCAGCAACUUCUCCGCCGCCACCACCGCCACCUUCCUCGCCCCCACCACCGUCCAGUAAUUUUGUCCCGCCUCCACCGCGUUCCUCACUAUCGCCUCCACAUGCAGCAACACGCAAGCCCCCGCCACCGCCACACAAGUCUCCGCCUUCGAAUCAUGGCAAAUCAACCCCACCGCCACCACCGUCGUCUUCGUCGUCGUCAUCAUCAAAAUUGCCGAUUAUAAUAGGAGUCGUGGCCGGUGCGGGGUUGCUGCUCUUUGUCAUGGUAAUCUUCCUCUGCUGCUGCAACAAAAAGAAGAAAAGAAAGAAUGAUCAAAUACAAUACUACCACGACCCUCCUCAUGAUUAUAAAGGCGCUGAACAGUACUACAGCAAUUGGAGCAGCGGUCCUCAAAAUUCCAAGCUCCCUCCACCUCCUGGUGCAAUAAUGGGUGUGCAACACGGCGUAGGGUGGCCGUCACCACCUCCACCACCACCCAACAUGAUGAGUGGGGAGAUGAGCAGCUCCAAUUUCUCUGGUCCCUUCCAACCUCCGUUGCCGCCUCCACACCCUUCUUUGGCUCUCGGGUUCAGCAAGAGUACCUUCAAUUACGAUGAGCUAGCCGUCGCAACAGCAGGGUUCUCUCAGGCUAAUCUAUUGGGUCAAGGAGGGUUCGGGUAUGUACACAAAGGGGUGUUGCCAAAUGGCAAGGAAAUAGCAGUGAAGAGCCUUAAAGCGGGGAGCGGGCAAGGAGAACGCGAGUUUCAGGCGGAGGUUGAGAUUAUCAGCCGUGUCCAUCACCGCCACCUUGUGUCCCUUGUUGGGUAUUGCAUUGCAGGAAGCCAAAGGAUGUUGGUUUAUGAAUUUGUCCCUAAUAACACCCUUGAAUACCAUCUCCAUGGAAAGGGUCGUCCAACCAUGGAAUGGUCUACGAGGCUCAAAAUUGCAAUGGGAUCAGCCAAGGGGCUUGCUUACCUUCAUGAAGAUUGUCACCCCCGUAUUAUUCAUAGAGACAUCAAAACUGCGAACAUUCUUCUCGACUUCAAUUUUGAAGCCAAGGUGGCAGAUUUUGGACUAGCUAAGCUUUCUUCCGACACAAAUACUCAUGUGUCAACACGCAUCAUGGGAACAUUCGGGUAUCUGGCCCCUGAGUAUGCGUCAAGUGGCAAGCUAACCGAGAAAUCCGACGUGUUUUCAUUCGGUGUUAUGCUUCUUGAACUCAUAACUGGAAAACGCCCUGUAGAAGCUGAUAUGGAAGACAGCUUAGUAGACUGGGCUAGGCCUAUUCUGUUGCGGGCAUUGGAAGACGGAAACUAUGAAGAGCUGGUUGAUCCUCGCCUGGAGAAAAAUUACAAACCCCAGGAGAUGGUGCGCCUCAUCGCUUGCGCCGCUGCAUGCAUCAGGCAUUCUGCAAGGCGGCGACCGAAAAUGAGCCAGACUGUACGAGCUUUGGAAGGGGACGUCUCACUGGAUGACUUGAACGAGGGCGUGAAACCAGGCCAAAGUUCAGUAUUUGGCUCCGAUGGCAGCACUGACUACGACAAGGGCUCAUAUAAUGCGGAUAUGAAGAAGUUCAGGCGGAUGGCGUUGUCGAGCCAGGAUUAUGAAAGCAGUACUGAGUAUGGAUUCACCAGCGACUACGGAAACAACGAAGCCUCCUCCAGCGCCAGCGGUGACUCGCUAGAACUGGGUCAGCGUAGGGCCUCAAGGCGGACUUGAGCUCACACUCACAUUUGCAAACCGAAGAAAAUGACAAGGAUAUGAUCGAAACUGAUCAUUUUGGUUGUCCGGAUACCAUUUAAAUGUUGUUUUACCUUCCAAUGCAAGUUUUUUUUUUUUUUUUUGCUCAUUUUCAGUAGCGAUCACAGACUCUGUCAUUCGGGAUUCUUCAUGAAAUGAUGCAUUCAGCACCAUUUUGCA